AUGAGGCUCGACCAGUUCAAGUUCGCCCUUCCAUUCCUCUUCGGCCUAGCGCUCGCAGCUCCCCAGCCAAGAGCAACAACAUGCAAUGGUUCCCCCGCCCUAUGCUCCCGCCAAUACAGCAACAUCACCUUCGUCGGAGCGCACGACUCGUACGCUCUCCCCCCCUCCCUGGCCGACAACCAGGACUACGACCUGACCCAACAACUCACGGACGGGAUCCGGAUGCUGCAGGGCCAGACUCACAACAAGAACGGCACGAUCGAGCUGUGUCAUUCGUUUUGCGCCUUGGAGGACGGGGGCUCCCUCGCCACUUACUUAGGGAAGCUCAAGACUUGGCUGGAUCAGAAUCCCGGGGAAAUCGUCACGCUCCUCUUGGUGAACAGUGACGAUUUUGACGUCUCGGCUUUUGGACAGGUCUUCCAGUCUGUUGGCUUGGACAGUGUCUCAUUUAACCCUGGCACCGCGAGUUUGACACUGGAUCAAUGGCCCACUCUCGGGCAGAUGCUGGAUAAUGGAACGAGGCUCGUAACGUUUAUGGACACCAAGGCGGAUUUCACGAGCGUGCCUUAUAUAAUUGAUGAAUUCUCAAGCAUGUGGGAAACAGCAUUCGACGUCACCACCACUUUUGACUGUGCCGUCAACCGCACGCAUGGGGACCCGACCACCCAGCUCAACACUAUAAACCAUUUCCUAGACAUAGGCACCACAAUCGCCGGGGACUUGAUAACAAUCCCAAACAAGGCCGGUCUGACGGAGACGAACGGCAUCUCCGGGCCGGGCUCACUCGGGGAGCAAGCGCAGGAGUGUAUCACCGCGAAUGGGCGCGCGCCGAACUUUAUGCUGGUGGACUUUUAUGAAUACGGAGGUGGGAGCGUGUUCCAAGUUGCGGCGGCGCUCAAUGGGAUCCCGUAUACCCAGGGGCCGAUCGCGCCUGUCCCUGGGGCGGCGGUGGGGAAAGGCACGGCGGCGGGGGCAGCUAUGGCUGUGAUUACGUCGUUGGUGUUGGGAAUGUGGAUGCUGUAG
This is a messenger RNA of Dacryopinax primogenitus, 1023 nucleotides long. RefSeq names its product PLC-like phosphodiesterase. The transcript has 3 exons. The record is from RefSeq and is a predicted model, not a curated record. The coding region runs from base 1 to 1023 and encodes 340 amino acids. Gene Ontology annotation, biological process: lipid metabolic process. Gene Ontology annotation, molecular function: phosphoric diester hydrolase activity. NCBI's taxonomy places the organism in Eukaryota, Fungi, Basidiomycota, Dacrymycetes, Dacrymycetales, Dacrymycetaceae.